This is a messenger RNA of Harmonia axyridis, 2849 nucleotides long. RefSeq lists its product as uncharacterized. Gene Ontology annotation, biological process: cilium assembly. Gene Ontology annotation, molecular function: microtubule binding. Bases 592 to 2709 code for a protein of 705 amino acids. The transcript has 4 exons. The record is from RefSeq and is a predicted model, not a curated record. NCBI's taxonomy places the organism in Eukaryota, Metazoa, Arthropoda, Insecta, Coleoptera, Coccinellidae. Gene Ontology annotation, cellular component: cilium; microtubule.
GGAAUUUCUUAGAUCCCACAUAUUGAAUCAAAUUCAGAAUGCAGAGGUUGGUCUUAAUUAUUACUAAACUGAUUGAAAUUCAUUAGAGGAUCUAGGACAUUACAGAGAAGUGAAGUACUUUUCGGAUGGAAGAAUAGGUGACACUAGGUUAGAAUGAUCACUCUGGGGUUCGUAUCUCUUGGAUAAGGCAUAAUAAUUCAUUGUAAUGGACUGAGGAUGAUAGAAAUCAAGGUUUGGAUUGUUUUUAUGGGGUUUUUUAGUCGACCUAUGAAUAAGAAUUUUUUUAUACAGAUGACACAAUUUCGUCUCUCACUUCUAAAAAAGAGGAAACUUCAUAACUAGAAUAUUUAGACCAGUCUCCUCACGAAACUCUAUGAAUAAUGACUAACAAAGACUCGUCCCUCUAACCUGAAUCCUUUUAACUUUGCGUGAUGCACGGUUAUAAUCUCAAUAAUGUAGGAAAAAAUUAUUCAUUGUUGUUCCAGUUUUGGGCCUACUUUCAUUGCCGAUAAUAUACCUAUUCCGAAAACUUUUUCACAGUUCAUAUUUUGUAAUGAUUUUUCAUGAUUUGUGAAACUUGAUGGUAAACCGAUGACAGCAUACGACGAUAAAUCCAUAUCGUUACUAGAGAGGAAAAAGAGGCAGUGGGCACAAGAAAAAGACGAACUGGAUAACCUUUGGGCGCCUUGGGAACACAGAACGUCCAAUCACUGGCCACUUUCUUCGAGAGGCCAACACACUAAAAUUUCAAACGCUGCAAUUCACUCUCUGAGCCACAGAGAAUCAUACUCUUCUCAAAACUCGCACAGAAAAAAUAGCCUACCUCCACUGCCACAAAACCAAUCGAUUUCAAAAGAUAGAUACGAAAAAGGGGGUGAAACGUCAGGAUAUGCAAGCGACAACCCUAUUUCAUCAGGAUACCUUCCCCUCACGCAUUGGAGCCACCAAAACAACCCCCAAUCUGGUUACGAGUCAGCUUCGAGUAGGGAUGAUAGGCCCAGAUGGAAAAAUAAAGGGAUGACAUCUGACUGGGAUAAGAAAGAAACCAGUAAGGAGGGAGUGAGCACCAAUGAGCCUCCAAAUUGGUUGAAACGAGGGUUAGAACAGGAUGGUCACAUAGAAGUCACCAACUCUUCACCAUCAGAAUCUCCAGAACAAGACUACAUCGAACAAGAUCGACCUUUUACAGGUUCUAGCUCAGUUAGAAGCAGGACUUACAUCCGGGGACAAAACAUCCGACUUGACUCUAUAGAAUUGGCAGAGAGAGAAAGAAAACGAGAAUUAGCCUUACAACACCAAGAAGCAAUCCGUAAACAAUUGGAAGAAAGAGAAAGAAAGAGGUCAGAAGAACGAAGACGUAAGAUUCAAGAGGAGUAUGAAGAAGAACAGCGAAUAGCCAAAGAGCAAGAACUGGAAAGACAACGCUAUGAACAAGAACAAAAAUUCCUCCAGGAAAAACAUGAAAAAGAAGAGAAGAGAAAGGAAGCGAUGAAAGAAGCCAUCGAGCUGGCGGAGAAAGAAGCUAAACUCCAGAAAAUGAAACUCAAAUUGAUGAAACAACGAAACGAUGUCAAUAUCAACAACGAACAUAAGGAUCACUAUUCGAAUGACAUUCCAACUAAAGAAUGCAACAAUGAUAAAAAUUUCGAUCCCAAAAAAGAAAAGAGUAACCUAACGCCUAGAAGUAUAUCGAUACGAAAACAAGUCGAAGAGAACAAAGAAAAUUUGAAUAACACACAACCAGCGAAAAGUGAUAACCGUACGACAGAAAUCUGCAUCAAGAAUAAUCUAGAAACGGAACAUUGUGCCAAAGAUAAUCAAAACAAUCUUAAUGAUAACGUGAAAAGUUUUUCUAAGACUUCACAAUGUCAGAAGAACGAACCUGUGGCCUUAGUUAUACCCUCUAAUUUCGAAACCUUGCAACACUUUCAAUACGCUGUUCUUAUGUCGAUACCAUCCAGUAGCUCAGUUCCUGUAGCAAUCCCUUUGGCUGUACCAGCUGAAACCACGCAAUUUACUACGGUAACAACAGCUAGGACUGAAAACAGGAUACUCACGCCUACUCAGUAUAGACAGAAAAAUAAGAUGAUGUGUGAUAGCAGUACACAAACUGAAGACUUAAGGGUUGAUAAAUCUUCCAGGGACAAGAACACCAACAUGGAAGCCGUUUACGAGAGUCGAAGUAGAAAAGGAAGAAGCAGUAGUAGAAAUGAGAAUGUUUCUGAUAGACCCAAGUGGGGGGCUAACAGGCCACCUACAAGAUACAUGAAGCAAAGUGAGAAAGACCUGGUUUAUCAGAGGAAGAAAUUGAGACAGAAGAACGAAGAAAACCUUUAUGACGAUAAAAACUCUAGUGACGAAAGUCAAAUGGUGACUCCAAGAUAUAGGAAGAGAGGUCACUUGGAGAAAAGACAUUCAAGACCUUUGUGGAGGAAACACUUGUCUGAAGAUGUUUUCCGUAGAGACAUCAGGAUGUACCAAAGUGAAAUCAUCCCCAUAGCAGCGGAUAAAGACAAUGUUUGCUUCGAGCAUAGAUGCUGCUGCAAGUGUAGAUGUGCAGGAAGAUACGCAAUAGAGCCUAGAGUUGAUAUUCUAACCGUCAAUCACGAUAGCACAAAAGAACAGACCACGACAACAUCAAACUCAAUCGAAGACAGGAAUGGAACUUCAGAGGAGCUGCCACCUUUACAGAACGUAAUAGUGGAUUGAAAAGUCGUAUCUGACUUGGCAUGUUUUCAAUUAUUAUUUUAAUUUUAAACUGAUGAGCGGGAGCAAUAUUAAAAAUGUAUGUUUUAUGGUUUUUCCCUUGAAUAAAGUACCUUGUUUCGAUGUAGGACGAUCUGACCAUG